Lottia gigantea (owl limpet) is the source of this 1596-nucleotide messenger RNA. RefSeq lists its product as hypothetical. The transcript has 2 exons. Bases 1 to 1596 code for a protein of 531 amino acids. NCBI's taxonomy places the organism in Eukaryota, Metazoa, Mollusca, Gastropoda, Lottiidae. The record is from RefSeq and is a predicted model, not a curated record.
AUGAUAGUCGCUCACGCUCCAAAAACUUAUUUCGGUUCAGGAGAUAUACAAAAAUCAUUGGGUUCUUUUCCUGGAUUUCCAUGGGCGAAAUAUCCCAGAGAAAAACAUCUUCCCGGUCAUAAUUACACCGGUCCAGUAAAUAAAAACCAUUUAGAAGAUAAAAUAAGUAAUGUGAAAAGAUUCUUCAAACGUCAACUAAAUAAUAAAAAUACUAUACUACAACAAGAGGUACAAAGAUUAAUAAGUUUUAUUCAAAAAGAAUUGGUCAACGUAGCGAAUAAAACUGAGUUACAAAAUUUAAUUUCAUUAAUAUCUAAAUUAGAGGAUAAGAUUGCAAAACAAAAAUUAGACAUUCAAUUAUUGAUAGAUAACAUUCCAGAUGAAAAUGAAGAUACGUUUCAACAGGAAUUAAAUGCUCUGGAAACUAAACUUAACAGUGAAUUACAAAAAGAACUAACAAAUAUUAAAAAACAAAUACAAAACAUAGAUGAUAGCGAAAUCAAAACCUAUAUUCAACAACAAAUACAGAACAUUGAUGAUAGCGAAAUCAAAACCUAUAUUCAUCAACAAAUACAGAACAUAGAUGAUAGCGAAAUCAAAACCUAUAUUCAUCAACCAAUACAGAACAUUGAUGAUAGUGUUAUUCAACAACAGAUAACCACUAUUAAUAACCUAGUUUUGAAACAGGACAAAAAUAUAGUCGCAUUAGAAAAAAAGUUUUUCAAGAAAGAAUCAUAUUAUUUCAAUCUUCCAUUUAAAAAUUUGGGAGAUUACGUUGCUUCUAUUACUGAUAAUUUUGAUAGAUCAAGAGACUAUGAAUAUGGAAUUACAGCAAAUAUUAGAGUAUAUUCUCCAAGUAGUAUUAAUCAACCCCAAUAUAUUUUUGAUUCAAAUGUUGAUUUAUAUUCAAUACCUUUUAUUUUUCAUGGAAAAAUUACAAUUGAAAUAACUUUCCCUUUUCAGGUAAAAGUUGAUUCAAUAUUCUUCAAACAAAUCUCAUAUUCAUCAAAUAUAAAAUUUAACGUUCGUAAAGUUCUUCAGUUUAUCAAUGGUACAAAAAAUGUAGAAACUAAAGAAUUAGAAAUUAACGACGAAAACAGCAAGGUUAAUCACUUAUAUGAAAUUAAAACAAGUGGAAAAUAUAUAGAUAGGUUUAGAAUGUUAAUCAUACCAGAUAAAGAAGAAGAUGAAUUUAUAUUGAGAGAUUUUGAUUUGAUAUUGGAGACGGAAACUCCACCAUCAAUGAAUAUUAUUAGAAAUCCAGAACCACAAAAAGCAAGGAACACUUAUGAGUUUUUACGAACGACAGACUUUCAAUAUGUAAAACUAUAUUUUGUUGAUAAUGAUAUAUUUUACUCAAUUGAUAUUCAUAAAAGUCAACAAAGUCAAAAAAUUUUGAUAACAACAAUAAGAGAUGAUGUAUAUGUUAAAAUAAUAAUCUAUAUUGAAAAACCAAAAUUUUCAGUUCAUCUGAAUAAGAUUAAUGAUGCGAAAGAACAAAUAUCGUUAGUAACUGUAAAAGUUGUUUUUAUUAAUUCUAUUAUAGAUCUUAAAUACUUUCCAACUUUUGGUUUAUCAGAAAUUCAUUUAAUUUAA